GUUCUGUGUGCCUCCUACCGCCCCAGGCUCUGCCCCACAGCCCCCUUAUCUCCUUCUGUGCCCCAUAGCCGCCCCGUAUCCUCCCCCUCUUCUCUCUGGGGAUCCUUUUGUGCCCCGUUUCCCCCCAGCAUCACUUUUUUGGGGGGGGUCUCUGUGUACCCCAUAGCCGCCCCACAGCCCCCAUUCCCCUAUAGGGAAUGCUGCCUCAGGCCCCGCCCCGUGCCUUAAAUCCACGCCCACUCCGCCCAGCCACGCCCACUUUCCACCACUCCCGGCUUCCCAUUGGUGCUCCGUCCGCCCACCCGUCGCCGAUCAGUGACGUCACCGCGCCGCGCGCAUCUCAGGCCCCAUCCCCCAGCGCGGCGGUGUCGGGGCUGUCCCGCGCCGCGCCGGUCCCGGUUUGCGGAUAAUGGCGGGGCCGUGCCCGCUGGUGGAGGACAGCUGCAGCCGCCUCCCGUCGCAGAGCAACGUGUACGGGCUGGCGGCGCUGCCCGGAGGCGGGGGGCUGCUGGCGGCCACGCUGAAGGGCAAAGUGCUGCACUUCCGCUACCAACACCUGCGGCACAAACUGCGGCCCGUGGCGCGAGAGCUGCAGUUCACCUACAUCCCGGUGGAUGCGGAGAUCGUCUCCAUCGGCUGCUUCCAGAAAUCGGCCCCAAAACGGGGACUGGUGGUGGGCAUCACCUUCAUUAAGGACUCCGGGGACAAACCCAGCCCCUUCCUCAACAUCUACUGCGACUACGAGCCGGGCUGCGAGUUCGACCUCGACUCAGUGGCGCAGAGCUGCCUCAACCUGGAGCUGCGCUUCACCCCCCUGCAACUGUGCCACGCUGAGUGCGUCACCCCACGUGUCACCCCACGUGUCACCCCAUGUGUCCCCCUAUGUGUCACCCCACUUGUCACCCCACCUGUCACCGCACAUGUCACCCCACGUGACCCCAUUGCCACCCCUGUCCCUCUAUGCACUUCCACGUCCCCAGUUCUUUCCCCUUCCAUCCCACUGUGUCCCCAACGCUGUGUCCCCAGUACCCCCAUU
Messenger RNA from Meleagris gallopavo (turkey), 1036 nucleotides. The record is from RefSeq and is a predicted model, not a curated record. Lineage: Eukaryota; Metazoa; Chordata; Aves; Galliformes; Phasianidae.